AUUAUUGAACAUCAACUCAACCCAGAAGCAACUGAUUUGACUUGCGCCCACUUAAACUUGGUUACUUUAGGUGGUUCUGAACGCGUUGAUCGUCACCCGAAUUCUUCGAGAUUUUCUGAGCGCGAUUUCGUGAACAAAUAUUUGUCAUUAUUUACAUCUAUGGUGACGAAAACCGCCGAUAACGAAGCUGUGAAUUAUCGUGAUUCGGUGUUAACAUCGCUUUUUUCUAACUGCUUCGGUGGUAACAUGAAAACAGCUAUCAUAGCAACUUUUUUGAAGACUUCGGUGGAAAAUACGAAUUUUACUUUAAAUUUUGCUAGCAAAGCAAGAAAAAUCCAAAAUUCGCCGAUAAUUAAUCUAGCAGGAAGAGUCAGCCUGCUUCGCCAAAUUUUGUUGCAAACUGAAGCUUAUUAUGAAGAUCUUGAAAAUAUCAAAGCGAAAUGUGCUAAAUUGAAUAGUUUGAGUCAAAUUAUGACGGAAAUUGAAGUAUACCGCCACAGAAUUAAGUUGUUACAAUUACCUAUUGCAAGACGUGCUGAGAAGCCUCACGAUUUCAGCAAUUUGCUUUUAUACAUGGAGGACAUGGAGUUUUCUACUCUAGAAACACGACUUAUUAACGUUUUGAUAGCCAAUAAAGCAUUUGCUGAUGUACAUGUUGGUAAAGGUGUUAGGAUGCCUUUUGAAAUGUUGUAUGGAACUUUAUCUAAUGAAGUUGGAAAUGAUUUGAUUACUCCAUUCCCUGAGAAUUUCACCGAAGUGCUACUUGUUGAAAAUUAUGUUAUUGAUACUGACACCGAUUGUGAGUCGGAACUACCACAUAGCGACGAUGACACCGACGAUGGUGAUUUGACUCCUUCCCUCACAGAUAUUAGCAGUGAAUACUCAGCUUUAGAAAAAUCGAUUGCUUCUCGAGUUAAAAGCAAAGAAUUAAAAGCGGAAAUUGACAGUUUAUCUGCAAUUUUUCAUACAACUUAUUUCGAACAAGUAGCCAUCAACAAAAACUUAAGCAAACAAAAUGAAAAUUUAUAUGCCGAAAUCUCCGAGUUAAAAUCGAAAUUAUCAAGGCAAGCCAGCGAUAAAUGUAGCAUUUGUCAGCGAUUAUCAGCCGUGGAACUUGAAUUAACUCAAAACCAACCGGUUGUUGCAGACAGCGAUAUCCGUAGAGAGUACGAAUCGCUUCUUUUGCAAGUUGAUAAAAAAGAUUUGGAAUAUAUUGCAUUGCAACGAGAAAAAAACGAACUCGCGGCAAAAAUUAAAGAUUUAACCGCGGCUAUUGAAAAAUACAAAGCGCCCUCUCAUGCUUACCAUAAAUUAGAAACCACCGACUCAAACGUUGCUUUGCUACAAACUGAAGUGCAAACUUUGCAACAGAAAGUAACCGAUCAAGAUUUUAUCAUGGAGGGGAUGGCUGCGAAAUAUAAACGUCGCGAAGAAGAACUCGUCAAAAGAGUCCAAGAAAAAGAAGCUGCCCAACAACGCGUUUACAGCACUUUUAAAAGCUUUGAGAAACAAGUACAAGCUUCACCCCGAUUAGAAGAUACAGUGGCUCAAACAGAAGAUUUCACCUUGGGAUUGGAUGUAUCAUUACAAACUGAUAAACAUAAACUUGAAGUUAAGCUUGAAGAUAGUGAAGCUCAAACUGAUGUAAGCCCAACUAAAGAUGUGGGCUUCCAAACGGAAAAACGCUCUGUUACUCCGCUGCAAUAUUAUCAAACAAGAACCGAAAUUUCUUCGAUGACCGAAUUCUCCACGGAACUCGGAACAGCUGAAGUUAAUCUUACAAGUAUUACUAGCGCACCUAGUACCAGCGCAGCUGAAGAAAUGACUUGCGAUACCACAACACUUACUGUAGAAGAAAAAGAGUGCCUAAAAGAUUUGAGAAAAUGCCAAUCAGUGAUUGAUCAAAACAACACAGUUAUUAAAAACGUCAAAAAACUACACGUUCUUUAUACCAGAGAUAUCAGCAGACGUAUUAAACGCGAUCCAAAGAUGCACAACAAAAUGCGUCGCAAAGAAGAGGAACUUUUCCAAGUUAAAGCAGAGUUGCAUGCUGUUGAAGAUAAAUUACGAGACACCAAAGAAGAAUUACACAAAUUAAAAGAAAAAAGUAUCUCAGAUAGAAAUUUAGCAAGCAAGAAAGUGCAAACUCCCCAAAAAAUGAAGGGUUGUUUGGCUUGCAGUGAAUUAGCUGAUAAAGUUGAAGACUUGCAGAAUAAAUUGGCUGCUAUGAAAGCUGCUGAUGACUCAACUAAGUUCCGCAUGAACAUGGAAUUUCAUAAGAUUGAAAUGGAUCAUCUCACUAGAUCUAGUCAUGAAUUAAAUAAGAAGUAUUUAGAGUUAAAGGAAGAAUAUGAGAACGUUGUGAAAAUGGUUAGAGCUCAGGAAGCAGCAAGAAUUCGUGCAGAGCCACAACCCGGAAUAAAGAGACCCCCACUGCGAAAUUGUUUCUUUUACGACUCUGUACGUGGUUGUUGUUCUCUUCAAGUUUGUGCUAAAAAGAUUGAUAUUAUGAUGUCUAGUGACUUCGUACGAGUUGCAAUUAGAGCAGCACCUCCGCGUAAAAAGAAUUUUGGAAAUAGAAGCAACGUUUGGAUAAUCGAAGGAAAAUCCAUCAAACCGUUAACCACAACAAUACAAGAUGGUUUCCCGAUGAAUUUUGAUUUUGCAUUCGACUCAGAUUCUACAAAUAAGCAAGUUUUUGAUUCGGUCGUGGACCCAAUGAUCAGUUCUACGUUUGAAGGAUACAACAGCACGAUUUUUGCGUAUGGACCCACGUUAAGUGGAAAAUUCUUCACCAUGGAAGAAAAGAUGCAAGAUCCAGGAAUGAUUUUGCGUAGCAUCGAAGAAGUGUUCAAUUUGGCCACAAAAGAAAGGAAAUCUAGUAACUAUUUAAUCAGAUGUGCUUUUUUCAUGGUUUACAACAACAAAAUUUAUGACUUGUUGAAAUAUCUUGGAAAAUGUGUACAAGUCACCAACCUUCCAAGUGGAGAAAUUACAAUAGCUGCCAGAGAAACUGUAAUUACAUCAAAAAAACAAGCUUUUGACCUAUUUGACCUUGGUUUAAUGAACAGGGACUAUUAUGUUGAAAAUUGCAACCUCAUGAUUAAUCAUUGCAACAUAGUAUUUCGCUUGAUUAUUGAGCACGAAAUCAAGCAUGGAAAGGACACUAUGACUCCUACAGCACAUUUAAAUUUGGUUACUUUAGGAGGAUGUGAACGUGUCAAACGCCCAGCUGAUACCCCACGAUUUGUUGAUCGUGAUUUUAUUGACAAGUAA
Messenger RNA from Onthophagus taurus, 3276 nucleotides. NCBI's taxonomy places the organism in Eukaryota, Metazoa, Arthropoda, Insecta, Coleoptera, Scarabaeidae. The record is from RefSeq and is a predicted model, not a curated record.